CGAGAACCCGGAAGGGGAGGCUGGAGAGGAGCGAGUGGGGGAAACCCGCGUAGCCGAGGGAGAUGCAGCGCGCGGCGAUGGUGGCAUGUGGAGCCUCCCACCACCACCUGGGUCCUGAGAUGCGGUGAAGCCCAGCCUGUCUGCCAUCAUCCCCCAGCAUGGACCGCGGAAGCCUCCUGCCCUUCCAGCUAUGGUGUCCCCGGCCCUUUGGCACCUACUCACAGAACCAGCCGCGCCCGCCUUCUGCGGCCCUCAAGCCAUCAGCCUGCCCUGAGCCUGGUGGCGGGGCCGAGCCAGAUCAUGGGCCUGCCCACUCAGAGAACACACCACCCGCCUUGGCCACCGAGGUCCCUGCCUCCCAGCCCGCUCCACUCCUCUCAGCAGCAGCUGCUGGUGAUGAGGGUCGAGUCCUCCUGGACACGUGGUAUGUCAUCAAGCCCGGGAAUACAAAGGAGAAGGUGGCCUUCUUUGUGGCCCACCAGUGUGGUGGGGGCAGCCGGGCCAGCUCCAUGAAGGUCAAGGGACACUGGGGCAGCGAUAGCUCCAAGGCCAAGCGGCGGAGGCGCUGUCUUGACCCCACCAAGGCUCCUCCUGACCCAGGGGGCCGGGAGGGCCCCCCUGCUACUGAGGAGGGCCCUGCCUCAGCUGGUGAGGACGUGGACCUGCUCUCUGUGGCCGAGAUGGUGGCCCUGGUGGAACAGCGGGCAGCCCUGGCCCUGCAGAGCUACCCACGAGCGACCACCCCAGCGCCUGUAGUCUUUGUGUCCGCCGAGCAAGGUGGACCGGCCAAGGGGGUGGGAUCUGAACGGCGGUCCGGUGGUGGGGACUGCAGCCGUGUAGCUGAGGCUGUGGCCCACUUUGAAGCGCAGAGGGACAGCCCUCCCACCAAGGGCCUCCGCAAGGAAGAGCGGCCCUGGCCAGGCCCUGGGGAGGUGCGCAUCGCCUUCCGCAUCUCCAACGGCCGGGAGCCCCGUGCACCAGACAGCAGCCUGCCCAGUGGGGGUGGGGGCAGGCCUGGUUGUGCCCACCCUGGCAGCCCAGGUCCUGGGGCUCGAGCCAAGGACAAGAUCACAUGUGACUUAUACCAGCUCAUCAGCCCCUCGCGGGAUGCCCUCCCCAGCAACGUGGAGUUCCUGCUGGCCAGGGCGGAUGAGGCCAGCGAGGGUGACAGCCCGGCGCCCGCCAGGCCCGAGGACACUCCGCCGGCGCCCCCUCCGCCCCCUGCCCGGGACUGCGGAGCGUCAGGCUUCCACGUGGACGUGGUGGUGACGGGCGUGGUAGAUGAGUGCAUCUUCUUUGGCAAGGACGGCACCAAGAACGUGAAGGAGGAGACUGUGUGCCUGACGGUCAGCCCGGAGGAGCCGCCGCCUCCGGGCCAGCUCUUCUUUCUCCAGAACCGCGGGCCGGACGGGCCCCCGGAGCCACCCCCGGCCGACUCCCCGGCCACAGCGCCCGGCCCAGACGAUGCCGAGGGCACGGCGGACACCUCCCUGUGCCGCCUGUAUCGGCACGUGUCGCACGACUUCCUAGAGAUCCGCUUCAAGAUUCAGCGGCUGCUGGAGCCGCGACAGUACAUGCUGCUGCUGCCUGAGCACGUGCUGGUCAAGAUCUUCAGCUUCCUGCCCACGCGCGCGCUGGCCGCCCUCAAGUGCACCUGCCACCACUUCAAGGGCAUCAUCGAGGCGUUUGGCGUGCGGGCCACAGACUCGCGCUGGAGCCGAGACCCGCUCUACCGCGAUGACCCGUGCAAACAGUGCCGCAAGAGAUACGAGAAGGGCGAUGUGUCGCUCUGCCGCUGGCACCCCAAGCCCUACCACCAUGACCUGCCUUACGGACGUUCCUACUGGAUGUGCUGCCGCCGAGCCGACCGCGAGACGCCCGGCUGCCGCCUGGGCCUCCACGAUAACAACUGGGUGCUGCCCUGCAAUGGGCCGGGCGGGGGCCGGACCGGCCGGGAGGAGGGGAGGUGAAGCCGGGGGAGGGGAGGGGAGAGCCCACCACGCUCACCCCUCCCCUCUCCCCCAGGAGCCGAGGGUCCGGACUGGGCCGCCUGCCCAUUCCCCUACUCUAGGCAGCAUUGAUCCCUCACCAGAACUGCGCUGGGGUUCAGCAGGGGUGACCCAGGAAAGCACUCUGCUUGAUCCUGUUGAUUUUCUACUCUUCAGAACCAGGGCCGUGGACCCUCUGAGAAGGGUGUUUUUUUAAUCAGCAUCUCACUUUCUUCUCCAUUCAGCCCCAACCCCCUCCCUGCCAUGCUCUCCACCCCAAGGACCCACCAGCAAGGAGCAGACGGCAGCUAAUUUUGGUACCACUUAAGGGUCCCCCCAUUCUGGCCCCCAUCCUCUCCCUCGCCCCAAUUCUUUCUCGCUGGAGCUGUUAUUUCCCAAGAGGCUGUAUCGCCCAAGGUUGGCACCUCUCCUAACCUGCCACACCACAGCUCUCACCUCUCUAGGAAUUGGGGGCGUCAGGUCACAGGUAGGAUCUGGCAUUUUUUCAUGACAGUCCGCCAUUUCUAGAUGGUUUGCCUAUUAAAGAAGUGGGGGGAAAAUACUGUUUUCUCCUUAACCUCAAGCUACCAGUCUCUCCUCUUCCCCAUAGAGGAAGAGGAGGGCAGAAAACAAAAAAGCUGAAGUAUAAAAAUCCUCCUCCUCACGUUAUUAUUUAAGCUACUGCCAUCAACCCCACCCCCAUAAAGCUGUGAAGCCCUUUGCCUCGCUUUUGACAGCGUGGGGGGGCCCCGUGGGCAGGGACUUCGGAUUUGCAUUUCUGGGUUAUUUUUCCUUCCACUCUGGGCUCUCGUUCAGGCAUUGGGGUCUCCUCACCCCAGCCACAUGUUUCUUUAAGAAUCCUUUGGUCAACCAGGACCUUGAUUUUUCAGGCAUUUUGGUCUGGGGUAUUUUUGUUUGUUCUCUCUGUUUUUUUCUUUUUUUUCUUUCCAUCAUUGUGGUUCUGGAAGCUUCUAGCGUGUGGCAUCUGACCAAUUUUGAAUUGGUCCUUUCUAUAAAAUCAAUAUUUAUAAGGC
Messenger RNA from Nomascus leucogenys (northern white-cheeked gibbon), 3022 nucleotides. It is a transcript of the gene FBXO46, whose product is annotated as F-box protein 46. Lineage: Eukaryota; Metazoa; Chordata; Mammalia; Primates; Hylobatidae. Gene Ontology annotation, molecular function: protein binding. The record is from RefSeq and is a predicted model, not a curated record.